Calliphora vicina (urban bluebottle blowfly) is the source of this 2648-nucleotide messenger RNA. RefSeq lists its product as uncharacterized. The record is from RefSeq and is a predicted model, not a curated record. The transcript is spliced from 2 exons. NCBI's taxonomy places the organism in Eukaryota, Metazoa, Arthropoda, Insecta, Diptera, Calliphoridae. Bases 115 to 2343 code for a protein of 742 amino acids. Gene Ontology annotation, molecular function: DNA binding.
GACAGUGGGACGUGUAGAGUGUGUGUUUAGCUACAAAAUUUUGUGUGUGAUUGUUUCCAACAGCAAGUUGUGUAUUGAAAACAAAAUUGAAUUCAUUAUCAUAAACAAACAAAAAUGGCGCUGAGACCCAGCAGUGAGUUGUGGAAUUAUUUCACGAAUAUUGUUGAGGAGGGUAUGGCAGAAUGUAAAUUGUGCAAACAGCGAUUGAGGAAUAAUCGCAGUUAUAACUUGAAAUUGCAUUUGAAAAAGGUCCAUAAUAAUAGAGGCGAAAUCAAUAAGUACUUCGACGUUUUCGUUCAGGACAAUCUAGCAGUUUGUAAAACAUGCAAACGACGACUAAAAAAUCGUCUUUGCAACUUAAGGUUGCAUAUGCGAAGAUCACACCAGAUCGAAGUCAAGCUACCGAAUGAUCGUCCCACGGAACAACCCCCUUCCCCCCAGCCAUACGAUGAAGAUCAAAUAAAAGCUGUGCUUAAAGUGGCCAAGCGUAAAAUGAAAGAACAAAUUGGCAAUGAUGAGAAAAGGCCAAAACAUCGACUGUGUAUUAAAAUGGACAAAAACACUAUUAUACGUUCCGUAAUUGGCUUAAUAGUUGAAGAUGGUGUAGCACCUCAUGUGAUUAGCUCGAAGAAUUUUAAAGUCCUGUUACGACCCAUGUGUGAGGCGAUAUCCGAUAGAGAAGGCAAAGAAUUUAAAAUGGAAGAGACUGAGAUAGAAAGAAUCAUAAGUUCAAUGGCAAAUUAUGUACGCAAUGAUUUUUCAAAUGAUUUACACUGUCGUUUAUUGUCUAUUAAACUCGAUACGGAUCUGAAUGCUUCGCAGAAAACUUAUUGCGUCAGUGCCCGGUUCAUCAAUGAGGGAGUGAUACAAAGUCACAUAUUGGGCAUAAUUGAUCUCAAAAGUGAUGAGCAGCUGUCAGAGGAACAUAUAAAGCAAGUUCUACACAAAUUCAAUAUUGAUUCAAAUCAAAUUGUAAGUGCCUUUUGGGACAAUUCGAAGCAAAAGUACAAUAAGCUCAUUAAAAAUUCGGAAUAUUUGAAUGAAAUUCAACAGUUUGAAUCAUACCCUGAUAUUUACUUGGGAGAUGUAAAGAUAGAGCGUUAUAUGGGCGCGAACGCCCAGCUCUGUUUAUUGGAUCUUUUUAAAAAUUCCAGCAUAUUUCAAACAUUUUUGCAGUGCCGUAAUUUAGCCAAAUUUAUUAGCGAGGAAUCAAAUGGCUAUCAUGAGUUAUUUGAACAAAAUAAUUUGAGUAUACCUCAACUGGAUUCUCCCUGGAAAUGGGGUUCUACCUACAAAAUGAUGCACGAUUUGCAUGAGGCUCGCCAUAUUUUGGAAAAGGUUAAAUUUGAAAAAUUCGACCAACCUGAAGAUCAGUUUGAAGCCAACGACGAGUUAUGGUCAUUCAUAGAAGCCUUCAGUAAAUCAAUAAUUUAUUUGCAAAAAUCCAUACUUAAGUACUACACUGAAGAAUUACACAUAGGAGACUUCUACUCCCAAUGGUUAAAAUGUAAACUGUUGACGGUAAAACUGAUAGCAGCUAACAAUAAACAAAACAUACUCUUAUCGACGAUUCUGACGGAAAUGCUAAAAGUAAUUGAGAAUAGAACGAAAGAAUUGUUGAGUCAAGAUAGUUUUGUUGCAUGUAUAUUUUUGGAUCCAAGAUUUCAGCGUACACUUGACUCGGAACAAAAAUCAAUUGCUACGGAAUAUCUGAAGAAGUUGUGGUGUCGCGCCAAGCUUUAUACUGUUGAUGAUACGGAAUCUUUGGAAGAGUCAGCUCAGUUGUUUGACGACGAUGAGGAUGCAUUCUUGAAUGAAUUUUUAAGUCAUGAUAUACCGGUAAAGGAUAACAGAACUAGUGAUGUUUAUCAGAAAAUCGAGGGUCUAAAACUAGCAUUUCAAAUGGUGGAUACAAAUAUUUUAUCAUUUUGGAGAAGCCAGAAAGCUAGUGAACCCGAAGUGUAUUCUCUGAGCACCAUAUGUUUCGCCAUACCAGCUACAGAGAUUUACAGUAAACUACGCUAUUCUCAUAUUUAUCGGCUAGAUACCAAUUCAAAUUUGUCAGAUUUCACCAAAGAAAAUAUCUUAAACAUUCGCUUAAACGUACACCUUUUAGAUGAAGCUCUUUCACAAUUGCAGCUGAUAAAUGAUGAUCGCUCAAAUACAUCAACAUUUUCGGAAGGUGAAGUCGAUAUUUAUGAUAUAUCAGAAGAUGACAACAGUAAUACUGCAUCGUCAAUAGCCACACAUUCUGGCAUUGUUUUGGCAUCUUCAUCAGUCGUAGUUAAUCCAUCAACUACUAUUAUUUCAUCAGCCCAGGUAGCAGCUAAUGAGUGUGAAUAACAAAUUAAAUCACAAUACGCCGCUCCGCGAAAUAAAAGAUUUAUUUAUCUAACUGUCUUUAAAUAUAUUUAUAGAUUUAGAAGUUAGUAUCAAGAUUCAUGAGUAAUUCUAUAUGGUUUUCAUAUAAAAACUAAACUCUUUUUUUUUUACUCUCCUGAAAACAAUAAAAUGUUUCGUACAUACAUAUUUAAAUACAUAAUAUAAGUACGUACUAAAUUUUUUUGCAUUCCUUAACAAUAAUUUUGGAAACUGUGUUUUGUUAAUUUCAUAAGCUACAUAUAAAUAAAAUAAAAACUAAAAAAAUA